UUAUUUUAUUUUUUUGCAAUAGAAUUUUAAACAUGCAUAGUUGCUUGCCAGUAUGGGAAGACAGAGAAAUUAAAUUUGAUAUUCCAAAUAUGCAAAAUAAUUUGCGUGGUGGAGAAAAAAGUUUAAGUUUUAUUAAUAAUGUGGAAGAUAAUAAGGGAAAUCCCGGUGAUACAGGAAAUCUUUUAAUAACGAACCUGAGAAUAAUCUGGUAUUCUUUAGUAAAUAAAAAGUUUAAUAUAUCAAUUGGAUUUUUGAAAAUUAUAUCAAUGACAACAAAAUCAGUAUUUUCUAAACAACGUGGUACAACACAAGCUUUACAUGUGGUGGCUGCAGGAGCAAGCAUGAAAUUCGAAUUUUUAUUUUUAGACUGUUCGGCUGAAAACAAAAAUAAAGCUCAUUCUCCUUUUGAGAGUGUUUUUGACCUUUAUAGAAUCUAUCAACAAACUCCAUUGUACCGUGAAUUAAAACUUCGUGGUCACAUCGUUCAACAAGGAAAUAUAAUAGUAUUACCUCAAGAGCAAGUUUAUACAACUGUACAUGGUGUUUGGAAUUUGUCCAGCGAUCAAGGUAAUCUCGGUUCAUUUGUUGUUACUAAUGUCCGUUUAGUUUGGUUUGCUGACGUAAAUGAAACAUUCAAUUUAAGUUUACCUUACAUGCAAAUUUCUUAUAUAAAAUUGCGUGAUUCAAAAUAUGGUCUUGCAUUAGUAAUACAUACUUUAGAAACGGGUGGAAGCUAUGUGCUUGGGUUCAGAAUAGACCCACAAGAAAAAUUACAGGAAAUUUAUAAAGAACUUAUAUCAUUGCACUCAGUUUAUAAAGAAAAUCCAAAUUUCGGCGUUGAAUAUAAGGUCCAAAAACAUACUGUUGCUCAUAACGAAGGACAAUCUGAUUUGGUUAUUGAAAAUAUUCAAGAAAUUGAUGACAAACAAGAAAAAGAAAUUAAUUCUAAGCUGAACUCAUAUAUAGCCGAAGGCACUUCUUUAACAAAUAGUAAACCAAGAGAGCCAUUUUAUUGCAAAGAAAUUGGUUUCGCGAUGGAAAAAUUACGGAAUGAAUUUAAGCCAUCUGAUUUAUGGGAUGUAGUGUCAUCAGAAAAGAUUUAA
Messenger RNA from Condylostylus longicornis, 1103 nucleotides. RefSeq names its product Bardet-Biedl syndrome 5 protein homolog (gene BBS5). Gene Ontology annotation, biological process: intracellular transport; cilium assembly. Lineage: Eukaryota; Metazoa; Arthropoda; Insecta; Diptera; Dolichopodidae. The transcript has 5 exons. Gene Ontology annotation, cellular component: BBSome; ciliary basal body. Bases 33 to 1103 code for a protein of 356 amino acids. The record is from RefSeq and is a predicted model, not a curated record. Gene Ontology annotation, molecular function: phosphatidylinositol-3-phosphate binding.